CAUUAGCAGCACUCCGGAAACUCAGCUCUAAAUCGAAGGCACCAGAAGGUCCACCAAGUCCUCCCUCUGCCCGUUUCUGGGAGCAGCCAUGGCCCUGACUGACAUCGACGUGCAGAAGCAAAUUAAGCACAUGAUGGCUUUCAUCGAGCAGGAAGCCAACGAGAAGGCGGAGGAGAUCGACGCCAAGGCGGAGGAGGAGUUCAACAUUGAGAAAGGCCGCCUAGUGCAAACCCAGCGCCUGAAGAUCAUGGAUUACUAUGAGAAGAAGGAGAAACAGAUAGAGCAGCAGAAAAAGAUUCAGCUGUCCACCAUGAGGAACCAGGCACGCAUCGCGGUCCUGAGAGCCAGAGACAACCUCAUCUUGGAAUUGCUCAGGGACGCCAAGAUGAGACUGAGCCGAAUCGUGUCAGACGUGGAUACCUACCAGGAGCUGCUGGAUAAACUCGUGCUCCAAGCCUUGCUCCGGCUGCUGGAGCCUGUGAUGAUUGUCCGAUGCAGGCCACAGGACCUGCACCUGGUGGAGGCUGCGGUGCAGAGAGCCGUCCCCGAGUUCGUGAUGCUCUGCCGGAAACAUUCGGAUGUCCAGGUAGAUCAGGUCGCGUACCUGGCUUCCGGCGCCGCGGGAGGCGUGGAGGUGUACAGCGGCGAUCAGAGAAUAAAGGUUUCCAAUACCCUGGAAAGUCGGCUGAAUCUCGCAGCCCUGGAAAUGAUGCCAGAGAUACGAAGAGCUUUGUUUGGAGAUAAUGCCAAUAGAAAGUUCUUUAUAUAAGUCUCUGGGAAUCUUGCGCUGAACCGUCGAGUUGUGAAGGCCUAUGUCAUUUGG
Molecule: messenger RNA, 823 nt
Organism: Acomys russatus (golden spiny mouse)
Lineage: Eukaryota; Metazoa; Chordata; Mammalia; Rodentia; Muridae
Gene: Atp6v1e2
Product: ATPase H+ transporting V1 subunit E2
Exons: 1
Coding region: 89-769 (226 amino acids)
Biological process (GO): proton transmembrane transport
Cellular component (GO): proton-transporting two-sector ATPase complex, catalytic domain
Molecular function (GO): proton-transporting ATPase activity, rotational mechanism
Source: RefSeq, a predicted model, not a curated record